Lingula anatina is the source of this 3522-nucleotide messenger RNA. RefSeq names its product sodium/hydrogen exchanger 8. Lineage: Eukaryota; Metazoa; Brachiopoda; Lingulata; Lingulida; Lingulidae. Gene Ontology annotation, cellular component: membrane. The record is from RefSeq and is a predicted model, not a curated record. Gene Ontology annotation, biological process: sodium ion transport; potassium ion transmembrane transport; regulation of intracellular pH. Gene Ontology annotation, molecular function: potassium:proton antiporter activity; sodium:proton antiporter activity.
CUUCCGGUUCCAAGUUUCACGGUCUCGAGACCUUUCGCGUUGAAGGUAACAAAAAUGCAUCGAAUUUAUCUAUUAAUGGCUGAUAAAGGAUAAUUUUAUGCCGCUUUAAUCGUGUGUCAGUGAAAAGAGAGCAAAAUGGUUUCAAUGCUACGGGUUUGUCUCGUUCUGUAUUUGACUUUGGUGGUUGGGAUUUUCGCCGAUAAUGCUACUCCACCGCCAAUCAAAAAGGUUACGGCGAAGCCAACUGAGGCGCCGAAGACCACAACAACAUCACCUUCCCCGUCACCGACGACAACUCCAGUGGCUAGUAAUGGAAAUGAAACCAUUGGAAAUGCUAGCCUCAGUAACACCACCCAGGUGAACACCACUGUGACCAGCACCACUCUGGCCACCACCAGCACCACUAAGGCCAUGGUGGCGCCACUGCCCGCCAAAGGGGCAGCCGAGGAGGAGCACCACAGUAGCAUGACCAUUUUCUUUGUACUUUCUGUGAUUGCACUCUGUGUUUUGAUCAUCCAUGUUUUGCUCAAGUUUAAUUUCACAUAUCUACCCGAGAGUAUAGCCAUAGUCAUAGUUGGAACAAUUCUUGGUGGAAUCCUGAAGUUAUUUUCUAGUUAUGGUAUUGGGAAUUGGCAGAGCGAAGAGGCUUUUGAUCCUACUAUGUUCUUCUUGAUUCUUCUGCCUCCUAUUAUAUUUGAGUCUGGUUAUAACUUGCACAAGGGUAAUUUUUUCCAAAACUUUGGCUCCAUUUUGGUAUUUGCUGUGAUAGGGACAUUUAUCUCUGCCAUGAUCAUUGGAGGUGGGGUCUACUUACUGGGACUGGCACAGGUAGCUUACAAGUUAAGUCUGGUGGAAAGUUUUGCAUUUGGUUCCUUGAUUAGUGCUGUGGAUCCCGUUGCCACGCUGGCAAUAUUCCACGCGCUGGAUGUGGACCCCGUGUUGUACAUGUUGGUGUUUGGAGAGAGCGUGUUGAACGACGCAGUGUCCAUUGUGCUCACUACAACUGUCUUAGAACUGGCUAGCCCCAGCGCUUCCGCCAUGUCUGGUGCCGAGGCUUUCUUCUCCACUGUGUGGAGGUUCUGUUCCAUGUUCGUAGCAUCUGCCGUCAUUGGCACAGCUUUUGGGCUCGUUAGUGCAAUGUUAUUAAAAUUUGUUGACCUGAGAAAGACUCCAUCCCUGGAGUUUGGUUUGAUGCUGGUGUUUUCUUAUUUACCUUACGGACUGGCAGAGGGACUGAAAUUAUCAGGCAUCAUGGCUAUCUUAUUUGCUGGUAUUGUGAUGUCUCACUACACCCAUCUUAACCUGUCUCCUGUCACCCAGAUCACCACACAGCAGACCUUCAGAACUGUGGCUUUCAUGGCAGAAACCUGUGUGUUUGCCUACCUGGGGCUGGCUAUUUCCAGUUAUUCACAUAUUGUCAAACCAUCCUUUGUUAUUUGGAGCAUUGUGUUAUGUUUAGUGGGACGAGCAUGUAACAUAUUUCCCUUGUCAUUUGUCAUGAACUACUUCAGAGAGCAUAAAAUUACACGGAAAAACCAGUUUAUUAUGUGGUUCAGUGGUUUACGAGGAGCCAUUGCAUUUGCCCUGAGCCUUCAUCUAGAGUUCACAUCAGAAGUGCGCCAUGUUCUCCUGACGACAACUCUCAUUAUUGUUCUGUUUACAUUGAUGGUGCUAGGGGGAGCCACAUUGCCCCUUCUCAAGUUACUUAAGGCAGAAAAAAGGAAGAAGACGAAGCCAGGCCGAGAGCUGAACCUUAGCAAAACAAAAGAAAUGGGUGACACAAUAGACACAGAUCAUUUAUCAGAGCUAACAGAUAUGGAAGAUGAAGUGAAUUAUGUGAAACCACAUCUGAAAGGCUUUAUGAAAAUAGACGCCAAGUAUUUAGUGCCCUUUUUAACAAGAAGAUUAACAAAGGAGGACAUAAAGGAGGGUCACAUUCAGAUAAAGCAGUUGACUAGUAAGUGGUGCCAAGAACCAGGCAUCCUCAGUGAUGAGGAGGAGGAGGAAUCUGAUGCUGACUCCACAAAUAUAGAUGGCGCCUCUGUCAGCUACCCAUUAACUAGCCCAGUGCAGCCUACUAAUAUUACUAGUACUGCUAUUAUUGAAGUACAGACCACAGCAGAUGAAGAGCUACGUGAUGGCACCAACCAGAUGAAGACAUUGACCAAUCAGUGGUACCAGGAAGUCAGGGCAGUUCCAUCAGAGGACGAGGAAGAUGAAGAAAUGCAAAAUCUCACAGCACAGGAAAUCCGAUAGAUUUUCGACCAAGUUUUGUCAUGGAUGCUGUCAUCGCAGGCCCAUGUUUAAAAACUUUUUACGCAGGCAUUCAUCCUUUUAGACAUCUCAAAGAGAUGUAACCUAGGACUUUAUAAGUUGAAUUGCAGACAAUAUCCAAGCAUCUUGAUAGAUCAGGAAUGUUGCAAUUUAAAAAAACUACAAUUUUUGUCUAGUUUUCUUUCAAAGAACAGGUUUGAGGUUGUGACGUUUCCUUGUAAAUAGCAUACAACUAUGUCAUUUUGUAGCUUUGACUGUCACCACACCCAGUAUAUUGUAAACAGAGAUGAAAAUGGUGUAUGGCAUGGCAUAGUAUAUGGAUUUUAACUGUUACUGUUAAAGUGUUGAACUACACCAGCUACAUAAGUCAUUUUUAUAUUCACAUUUUUUUUAUUUUCAAGCAACGAUUGUUUUGGUUCUUUCUAUCUUCAGUGUUUUAGGAAGGAGAGGAAGAUUAUAUCAUAUACUCAGUGGAUUGUGGAUAACCAAAUUAUAUUGUAUUUCAACAACAACAAAGUUUUCCCCACUGCUACCUUUAUGUUCUUCAUCCCAUUGUGAAUGAUAUUAUCCAAUUCUGAUAAAAUAUUUUUUUUAUGUAUCUUGGCUGUAGGUGAGAAAUCUUCAUCAAGUACAUGACUUAGUGUAUUUAAACGGAAAAAUGGGUAAAUUUAUCUACAGGUGUGUUAGAAUUCAUGGCACUCUGAAUCUUAUAUAUAAAAUACCCGUUAAUAAGUCAGAGAAUGUAGGAAUAUAUUUUUAGGUGUUGUACAAAGUCUGCGAUACAUUGGGGAACUCAGUUUACAUCUGACAGGUAAUUGAUCAUAAUGAACAUCACAGAAAACACAAUGGAGAGAAUUAUCUGAGUACUAUUCUUAUAUGUAUUUUAUAGACGAGUUUUUAAAAUUGUUUAUUAGCAGAUAGUUCUUCUAAGCUGCAGACUCAAAGUUUAAAAUUAUUUAUUUAUUUAUUUUUGUGCUAAGUGUAGCUCUGCACGUCUAUCAUAGAUAUUCAGUAUCUUCACUAUACACUAUAUGUUACCUUAGUGUGUGCUGGAUUCCCAUAUAAUUGUAGAAACUUUGGUACAACAAUACAUGACUUGAAAUUGUUUUCAGAACUGUUGACAUAUAUCAUUUGCUACCAUGUAGCACUUAAUUUAGUUUUAUCUCGUAUUAGGCAUGAUAUUUGAACUGAUAUUUGAGCAUAUUUAAAAAAUGGUCCAAAGAAGAAAAAAGAUUGUUAAAAGUACAG